Pelobates fuscus (common spadefoot toad) is the source of this 2900-nucleotide messenger RNA. It is a transcript of the gene MLH1, whose product is annotated as mutL homolog 1. NCBI's taxonomy places the organism in Eukaryota, Metazoa, Chordata, Amphibia, Anura, Pelobatidae. Gene Ontology annotation, molecular function: ATP hydrolysis activity; mismatched DNA binding; ATP-dependent DNA damage sensor activity. The record is from RefSeq and is a predicted model, not a curated record. Gene Ontology annotation, biological process: somatic hypermutation of immunoglobulin genes; mismatch repair. The transcript has 19 exons. Gene Ontology annotation, cellular component: MutLalpha complex. Bases 63 to 2294 code for a protein of 743 amino acids.
GUGUUUUUACUCACUAUAGUUGUAUAUUAGGGCCCGGGGCCCCUGUUAGUCCAGUAGCCAACAUGCCGCUGACUGCAGGUGUGAUCCGCCGGCUAGAUGAGACCGUGGUGAACCGAAUUGCUGCAGGAGAGGUGAUCCAGAGACCCGCCAACGCCAUUAAGGAGAUGAUAGAGAACUGUUUGGAUGCUAAAUCAACCAACAUUCAGGUGACUGUGAAAGAUGGGGGCAUGAAAUUAAUCCAGAUUCAAGAUAACGGUUGUGGAAUCAGGAAAGAAGACAUGGAUAUAGUAUGUGAGAGGUUUACCACAAGCAAACUGCAAUCUUUUGAAGAUUUGUCUAGCAUUUCUACUUAUGGAUUUCGAGGAGAAGCGUUGGCAAGCAUCAGUCACGUGGCUCAUGUAACUAUAACCACAAAAACAGCAGAUGGAAAAUGUGCAUACAGAGCAAAUUAUUCAGAUGGAAAACUAAAAGGUCCUCCAAAACCAUGUGCUGGUAAUCAAGGAACACAGAUUACGGUUGAAGAUCUCUUUUAUAAUGUGUCCACACGGCGAAAAGCUCUGAAAAGUCCAAGUGAAGAGCAUGCAAGAAUAGUUGAGGUUGUGAGCAGAUAUGCCAUUCACAACUCUGGAAUUGCAUUCUCUGUCAAAAAACAAGGAGAGACCAUGGCAGAUGUGAGAACAUUAUCAAAUGCAACUACAGUAGAUAAUAUCCGGUCUACAUUUGGAAACGCUGUCAGCAGGGAAUUAAUAGAAGUGGGCUGUGAAGAUCCAAAGCUAGCAUUUAAAAUUAAAGGUUAUGUGACUAAUGCCAACUAUUCAAUGAAGAAGUGCAUUUUCUUGCUAUUCAUAAAUGCACGACUAGUUGAAUCAAGCUCCUUAAAGAAAGCCAUAGAGACUGUGUAUGCUGCCUAUUUACCAAAGAACACCCACCCAUUUCUGUAUCUGAGCCUUGAUAUUGUCCCUCAGAAUGUUGAUGUGAAUGUGCACCCAACAAAGCAUGAGGUACAUUUCCUGCAUGAAGACAGCAUUAUUGAGAAAGUGCAGCAGCAUAUAGAGAGCAAAUUGCUGGGAUCCAAUUCCUCUAGAUUGUACUUCACACAGACAUUGUUACCUGGAGCCUCUAUAUCUGCAAGUGAAGUUACCAAGCCAGCAUCAGGUUCUUCAUCUGCAUCUCAGAAGUCAGGAGACAAAGUGUAUGCUCACCAGAUGAUCCGCACUGAUUCUAGGGAGCAAAAAUUGGAUGCUUUCCUCCAGCUAGUAAGCAGGUCUCAGCCACCAACUUCCCUACAGUGUCAACCCUCGAAGGCUGAAGAGCAAAAUUGUCCAAAAGGUAGCACUCUGGAAAGAGUAAGUGAUGUGGAGUUGCUUGAAGUCUUAGAGACAACAUCCAGUAGAGAGGAUAACGGAACGGAACGAAAAGAAACGGUUUCUAGCACAUCAAUCAGAAGGAAGAGGCCACAUGCAGACUCUGAUGUGGAAAUGAUAGAAGAUGAAUCUGACAAUAAUAUGACUGCUGCCAGCACACCAAGGAGAAGGAUUAUUAAUUUAACUAGCAUUCAAAUCUUGAGGAAAGAGACUGAAGAAAGGGCUCACAAAAACCUCCAGGACAUGUUGCGUAAUCACUCUUUUGUGGGCUGUGUAAGUCCACAGUGGGCUUUAGUUCAAUAUCAGACAAAGCUAUAUCUUCUGAAUACUACAAAGUUGAGCCAGGAAUUGUUUUAUCAGAUACUUAUUUUUGACUUUGGAAACUUUGGCAUAAUGAGACUUUCCGAAUAUGCUCCACUUUAUGAUUUGGCAAUGCUAGCCUUGGAUACACCGGACAGUGGAUGGACGGAAGAAGAUGGACCUAAAGAAGGACUGGCAGAGUACAUAGUUCAGUUUCUGCAAAAAAAGGCUGAGAUGCUGAGAGACUACUUCUCACUUGAAAUUGAUGAGAAAGGAAACCUUACAGGACUUCCACUAUUGAUUGACAACUAUAUUCCACCUUUGGAAGGAUUACCAAUGUUUAUCCUACGUUUAGCCACAGAGGUGAACUGGGAUGAUGAAAAGGAAUGCUUUGAAAGCUUUAGUAAAGAAUGCUCUAUGUUUUAUUCCAUAAGAAAGCAGUACAUACUGCAGGAACAUGCAACUGAGGAUUCUGAAUUAGGUUCAGCAUCCUGGCGAUGGACAACAGAACACAUCCUGUACAAAGCUUUCCGGACUCACUUGCUACCUCCAAAUCCAUUUGCAGAAGAUGGAAGCAUCUUACAGCUUGCAAACCUUCCAGAUCUUUACAAAGUAUUUGAAAGAUGCUAGUGUACCCCCUGCCAAUAGAUAUAUAACAUCCAUAUUGGGAAUAUAUAUACGUCAUCCUUCACUGUAAGGAACCACUAACUUUAUUAUCUAUCACAGAUUGGAGCAUAUGAGGUAUAUAUUGUUAAUUCAAUUCCUGCUGGUUGGAUGGGACAUCACUAUGCACUCAGUUCCAAUUACAUUUCCUGGUGGUUUUGGUUUCCAUGGACAUAAUUUGUGUAUGUGUUUCUUCUAGGCACAAUGCAUAAAUAACUCUAUAAAAUAUAUAUUUAAUACUCAACAUUAAGCACAGGUACAAGUUAUUAAUUGAAAGGUAAAUGGUUGUGAAAGUGAAUUUCAAAUUUAAGUCAGACUACUCUAACUGAAAAUGUAUUUGAUUUGGAUAAUUUUUCUAGUGUGGCUAUUUUAUCUCUAAAUUAAGUCUUCAGCUCCAUGUGUAAAAAGUAGAAUUCAUGAUUUAAUACAGUGUCACAAAUAUGUACCUUUAAAUGCAAUCACAAAGUGUACCGUUAGAGAGCAAGUGUGCAUCUGUUUUAGGUGUUAUUUUCUGAUAUGUGAAUAUUAUAUAAGGUAAUGAUUGAAUGCUAAAUAAAGAGGAGUAUUUUUGCA